Molecule: messenger RNA, 4854 nt
Organism: Sapajus apella (tufted capuchin)
Lineage: Eukaryota; Metazoa; Chordata; Mammalia; Primates; Cebidae
Product: rho GTPase-activating protein 39-like
Biological process (GO): signal transduction
Cellular component (GO): cytoplasm; cytoskeleton
Molecular function (GO): GTPase activator activity
Source: RefSeq, a predicted model, not a curated record
UGUCAGACUGUAGAUGUAGGAAGUGCUGUGCAUCCCAAAUAGAGGACCACACCCCAGGGGUCUCCAGGAGACUGAAGGUGGCAGAGGAGCCCCUCAUAUCUCCCUGGGCGGCGUCCUGGGUCCAGUGCCCUGCAUGGCAGGCAUAGCUGUGGACACAGGACCAGUGCUAACCUUGGCUGCCGGGGCAGAGCACGUGUGGGCAUCACGUCCAUAUAUCCUCCCUGUGUUGUGGCCCUGGGCAGGGUCUCCCGUGUUUUAGAUAAGCAAGUGGGGCUCAUGCACUGGUUUGGGGGGACUGGUGAGGACGCAGACAGCAUGACUCCAGGGACUGUGGUGCCCUUAACCAGGUGUGGGUGUUAGUGGGACACCUGCAGAUGUUGGAGUGAGCAUGGUGACUGGGGCAGGGUCAGGGGAGGACAGUUGGUCUUUUUGGAGCUCACAGGAGCCCCAGUUGGAAAAUGGGGCCCUGGGACGCUGGUAUUGUACCCUGCUCCUGGUGGGCUCAGCGGUAACACAGGGCCCAGGCCUGCCGUGCGGCUCAGGCAGCUCAGGAGGCAUCUGCCCAGCAUCCACAGUAAGAGGGCCCUGGCAGGGCUGCCCUGGGUUCUAGUUACAGAAGCAGCUCUGUGCCUGGUCAGGGGCUGGGAUGGGAGCAGACAGAUGCCUGGUCGUGGGCGAUAGCUCCAGGCAGGAGAGCCCCAGAGGGAGGGCUAAGGGGCUGGGGCUGGGCAGGUGUGAGGGGCUCCAGGCCACACUGCCCAGGGCACAGGGCCCCAGCGUGGAAGGUGUACAACAGAGGGUUCGUGGGAGCCGCCACCUGCAGCCCCCGAAAGGGUGGGGCGUGCCCAGAAGCAGCAGGCAGGUAGUCAGUCACCUGUGCGCGUCCACUCCUUGCAGGACCUCCUCGCUGCGGUGGAACUCAGGCACCAAAGAGCGCAUGCUCAUCAAGGUCGCUGACCGCGAGCCCAGCUUUCUCGCCGCCCAGGGCAAUGGCUACACCCCAGAUGGCCCCCCCGGGGUCCGCUCCCGCAGACCCUCUGGCAGCCAGCACUCGCCCGGCCUGCAGACCUUCGCCCCAGAGGCUGACGGCACCAUCUUCUUCCCAGAGAGGAGGCCGUCACCCUUCCUGAAGAGGGCCGAGCUCCCCGGGAGCAGCUCCCCGCUGCUGGCCCAGCCGCGAAAGCCCUCCGGGGAUUCGCAGCCCUCCUCCCCGCGCUACGGCUAUGAGCCCCCGCUCUACGAGGAGCCCCCAGUGGAGUACCAGGCCCCCAUCUAUGAUGAGCCCCCCAUGGACGUGCAGUUCGAGGCAGGCGGGGGCUACCAGGUCGGCUCUCCCCAGCGGUCACCGGGCCGCAAGCCCCGGCCAUUCCUUCAGCCCAACAAGCAGGGGCCCCCCUCGCCCUGCCAGCAGCUGGUGCUUACCAAGCAGAAGUGCCCCGAGCGCUUCCUGAGCCUGGAGUACAGCCCCGCGGGCAAGGAGUACGUGCGGCAGCUGGUCUACGUGGAGCAGGCGGGCUCCAGCCCCAAGCUGCGCGCGGGACCACGGCACAAGUUCGCGCCCAACCCCGGCGGCGGCUCCUACUCGCUGCAGCCCAGCCCCUGCCUGCUGAGGGACCAGCGCCUGGGCAUCAAGUCCGGAGACUACAGCACGAUGGAGGGGCCUGAGCUGCGGCACAGCCAGCCGCCCACGCCGCUGCCACAGGCGCAGGAGGACGCCAUGUCCUGGUCCAGCCAGCAGGACACUCUGUCCUCCACAGGCUACUCCCCGGGCACGCGCAAGCGAAAGAGCAGAAAGCCCUCUCUGUGCCAGGCCGCCAGCGCCACCCCCAGUGAGGGCCCCGGGGACUUGCUUGCUGAGCAGCCGCUGGCCGAGGAACAGCCCCCGUGCGGGACCAGCCUCGCCCCGGUGAAGCGAGCGGAAGGUGAGGCCGACGGGGCGCGGGGCGCGGCCGAGCCCUUCCUGGCGCAGGCUCGGCUGGCCUGGGAGGCGCAGCAGGCCCACUUCCACAUGAAGCAGAGGAGCAGCUGGGACUCCCAGCAGGACGGCUCUGGCUACGAGAGUGACGGCGCCCUGCCACUGCCCAUGCCCGGGCCCGUGGUGCGCGCCUUCAGCGAGGACGAGGCGCUGGCCCAGCAGGAGAACAAGCACUGGAGGAGGGGCACCUUCGAGAAGCUUGGCUUCCCCCAGAUCCUGCUGGAGAAGAGCAUCUCUGUGCAGACCAACCUGGCCUCACCGGAGCCCUACCUCCACCCCUCACAGUCUGAGGACCUUGGUGCCUGUGCCCAGUUUGAGAGCAGCCGGCAGAGCCGCAGCGGCAUGCCCAGCUCCAGCUGCGUCUUCCCCACCUUCACGCUGCGCAAGCCCUCCUCGGAGACCGACAUCGAGAACUGGGCCUCCAAGCACUUCAAUAAGCACACGCAGGGCCUCUUCCGGCGGAAGGUGUCCAUUGCCAACAUGCUGGCCUGGAGCAGCGAGUCCAUCAAGAAGCCCAUGAUCGUGACCAGCGACCGGCACGUGAAGAAGGAGGCCUGUGAGCUCUUCAAGCUGAUCCAGAUGUACAUGGGCGACCGGCGGGCCAAGGCCGACCCGCUACACGUGGCCCUGGAGGUCGCCACCAAGGGCUGGAGCGUGCAGGGCCUGCGGGAUGAGCUCUACAUCCAGCUGUGCCGGCAGACCACUGAGAACUUCCGCCUGGAGAGCCUGGCCCGUGGCUGGGAGCUCAUGGCCAUCUGCCUGGCCUUUUUCCCUCCCACUCCCAAGUUCCACUCCUACCUGGAAGGCUACAUCUACCGGCACAUGGACCCAGUCAAUGACACCAAAGUGACACAGCACAUAAAAGAGCUUCUGGAAAGAAACACUAAGAAGAAGUCCAAAUUGAGAAAGAAACCCAAGCCUUAUGUUGAAGAGCCGGAUGGGGUGGCGAUAAGCACAUAUGCCAAGUACUGUUACCACAAGCUGCAGAAGGCAGCCCUCACCGGGGCCAAGAAGGGGCUAAAGAAGCCCAACGUGGAGGAGAUCCGGCAUGCCAAGAACGCCGUGUUCAGCCCAUCCAUGUUUGGCAGUGCGCUGCAGGAGGUCAUGGGCAUGCAGCGGGAGCGCUACCCCGAGCGCCAGCUGCCCUGGGUGCAGACGCGGCUCUCUGAGGAGGUGCUGGCACUCAACGGUGACCAGACAGAGGGCAUCUUCAGGGUCCCGGGGGACAUUGAUGAGGUGAAUGCCCUGAAGCUGCAGGUGGACCAGUGGAAGGUGCCCACAGGCCUGGAAGACCCCCACGUCCCUGCGUCCCUGCUGAAGCUGUGGUACCGGGAGCUGGAGGAGCCCCUGAUCCCGCACGAGUUCUACGAGCAGUGCAUUGCGCAUUACGACAGCCCCGAGGCGGCGGUGGCCGUGGUGCACGCCCUGCCCCGCAUCAACCGCAUGGUGCUCUGCUACCUCAUCCGCUUCCUGCAGGUGUUCGUGCAGCCGGCCAACGUGGCGGUCACCAAGAUGGAUGUGAGCAACCUGGCCAUGGUGAUGGCGCCCAACUGCCUUCGCUGCCAGUCCGACGACCCGCGCGUCAUCUUCGAGAACACCCGCAAGGAGAUGUCCUUCCUGCGCGUGCUCAUCCAGCACCUGGACACCAGCUUCAUGGAGGGCGUGCUGUAGCGGGGGAGCCCGGGGAUGGGACCGGCCUCAGCCAGGCCGAACCCCGCACUGGCUCUCUCAGCAGAGGGACCCAAAUCGCCCGGCCCAGCACCGGAGCCCCCCUCCCCUCUUCCCCAGGCCCUCGGCCCGGCCCUCCCCAGGUCUUUUGCCUGAUCUGAGGGUGCAGCCAGGGCAGAGCAGCGACGGGGAGGGCGCCUCUGGCCCCCCACCUCACGGCCAGCUCCCGCGGGUACCGCCUCGCCCUCCGCUGGCCGCGGGUCAGCUCCGAGAAAGUGCCUUCUGUGUCCUGGAGCCGAGCGACACUGCCCGCCUUGGGGCCGGGCUGCCUCCCGCGCGCCCUGGCCUGGGCCUCGCCCGCCUCGCCCGUCUCUCCUUCCCUUUCUCCAGUCGUUGUCCUGCAGGCCUGCAGCUCUUCCCAGCCCCGAGGGAGCUUCCCGACCUGUCCCCGCCUCCUCUUUCCCCCGCUCGGCCUGCGGUCCCCAGCUGGGGACUGCUCAGGAGUUUGGGGCCUCCAGGGCAGUGGGCCCAGGGCCUGGCAGGCGCUGUGUGGGUGGGGUGGGGCCCCCAAACCAAAGUCGUCUGGGGUAGGGGGCAGGGCUGGGCAAGCAUUCUAGGGGCAGGCGGGGGAGGGGCGAGAGUAUUUUUUCUUCGUGUAACUAUAAAUCCAGAAUCUAUCCUGCAUCGCAGCCCACCUGUGUAUAGAGAUAUAAAUAGAGGGAAAGAUAUAAGAACUAAAUUUGCUAAUGACAUAGUUUUAACCUAAAUGCUAUUUAUCUCUGAGCCGCCCCCGUCCUCCGUGCAGAGCAAGUUGCUGUCAUUCCUUCUUUUCUUCUCCAAUCUUUUUUCUUGGCUUCUGACCAAAAACCAAGCCUACCCCACCCCAUCCCAGACCCGCGGCAGACAAGCGGGAAGGCGCCGCGCCCAGGACUGCAUGUCCUCAAGGCCAGAGCUGCUGGGGGACCGAGUUUGUACAUUUUCCAUUUUGGAAUUUUGAGUUCCAACUGUUGUAAAACUUAAUUUCUCCCCGGUUUUUAUAUAUCUAUUUUUUAGAGUUCGUUUUUAUUUAUUAAAAACAAAAGGCCCAGCCCUGCCGAGGCCCAGGCGGCGUCCUCAGUCGGGUGGUCUCCGGGCCGUCGCGGCCCAGCCCGGCCGCAGGCGCUCGUUCCGACAGGCGGCGACACGCGUGAAUAAAGUGCACGUGGACCCUG